ACUCGCGGCCUGGCCAUGGCAUGCAUAAAUUUAUCUGAAUACCGUCACACCCUGAGCUAUUUCAUCAUGGAUUAUGACAUCAGCGAGCUCAACUGCAGCGUAACCGUCCAAAGUCUUGCUCCAACUGGUGAAAUCCUCAAGAACAAACUCUUCAAGAACAUCACCCUCUUCUUACUACGCAACGAGUUCCGGGACAUCAUCUUAAAAAUCGACCAGGGCAAGACAGACGUCAAGUACCCACUACAAGACAUCAAGGUGUUCAGCAGGUUUGCCAAGGACGGAAAAGCAACGAUUCGAAUCCCGAGCCACAAAAUCCAGCUCCUUAUCUCAAACUGUCCCCCGGCAAAACUUGUGCUGUUCCUGAGAACAAUCGGUGCAAAGGUAGAACAGCUGAAACAGACUGGGGUGGCCACGGACAGACAGAGGUUGAGAUCAAACCUGCCCAGAAGACUAGAACACAUCAGCCCUCUGUGCCAGAAGGACUUGGACGCAGUGAACAGAAUCAGAGAGGCACAGGCUACAGCUGCACUGAAGGGGAGAACUCCUGGGCUAAAGAGGAAGAGACCUUUGGGAGACACCACAAAUGCUCAGGUUGACCCUGUCCCAAGAAAGAAGCUGCACAUGUCCAGCACAGUGUCCAGACUGACCCAGGAGCAGCAGGCCGUGCUGAACGCUGUCCAAGCUGGACACAACAUCUUCUUCACAGGUAGUGCAGGUACAGGAAAGUCCUUCCUCCUGCGGAAGGUCAUCGGAUCGCUCCCUCCUGAACACACGUUUGCCACGGCCAGUACGGGAGUCGCUGCCUGCCACAUCGGAGGGACAACGCUACAUUCCUUUGCAGGUAUCGGCUCAGGCACAGCAGCUAUCCAGCAGUGCUACGAGCUUGCCUCCCGCCCGGGGGUGCGGAAACAGUGGCGCCAGUGCCGACAUCUCAUCGUGGACGAAGUCUCCAUGAUCGAUGGCGACUUCUUCGACAAGUUGGAGGCUGUGGCGCGGGCGGUGAGGAAAAGCGACAAACCGUUUGGCGGGAUCCAGCUCAUCCUGUGUGGGGACUUCCUGCAGCUGCCUCCUGUCACCAAGCCGGGGGAGAAGAGGCGGUUCUGCUUUCAGUCCCGUUCCUGGCACAAGUGCAUACAGGCCAGCUAUGAGCUGACCCAGGUCAAGAGGCAGACGGACCCCACCUUCAUCAACAUCCUACAGAACAUCAGGGUCGGCAGAUGUCCACCUGCAAUAUCAACACGACUGUCUGCUACCGAGACUCACAAGAUCGAGAGGGAGGGUAUCGUUGCCACGCGGCUCUGUACACACAAGGAGGACGUGAACCACAUUAACGAUGUACGACUUAAAGAGCUGGAGGGAGACACAAAGGCAUUUGAGGCCCAUGACAGUGACCCAGACCUGGUGAAGACUAUCAACACCCUCUGUCCUGUGGAGAAGAACAUCCAACUGAAAGUGGGAGCACAGGUGAUGCUGGCUAAGAACCUGGAUGUACAGCGGGGUCUGGUAAAUGGUGCCCGGGGGGUGGUGACGGGGUUCCAGACUUCAGGGGCAGGCCUUCCUAUUGUAAAGUUCCUGUGUGGAGUGACAGAGCCUGUGAAGCACGAACGCUGGACGUUCAAGGCCACGGGAGGAAUCUUCCUGACGAGGCGACAGCUGCCAAUCAAGCUGGCCUGGGCCAUCUCCAUCCACAAAAGCCAGGGAAUGUCUCUUGACUGCGUUGAGAUGUCGCUGUCCCGGGUGUUUGAGAGCGGCCAGGCGUACGUCGCCCUGUCCCGAGCCCGCAGCCUUCAGGGUCUCCGCGUGCUCGACUUCGACGCCAAGUGCGUUCGCGCCAACCCAGAUGUGAUACAGUUCUACCAGAGACUGAGGAAGCAGCAGAGAAUGAUGCAGGCGUCCAUGGACAGAUAUGUGGACAAGGAGAAUGUGCAACCUACUUGGUAGCUGUAGCUCUCCAAGAAGAUGUCAGAAUGAAUGAUUUUACAGUACUGUAUUUUAUUGCCUUGUUUUUCUGACAUGUGACUUUGUUAGGAGGCCAGGGUUGUCUGUCAAAGACAGGGCCAUCUUUCCUUCAAGUAUCUGUUUGGAAAUUAGGAGUGCAAGGGUUUUUGUAAGGAUAGCAAACAGUUCUUAGAAAGAUCAGCACUGAUUCUGUCAAUGUCAGGUGCAUCUGUGCCAACCCAGACGUGCUGCAGUUUUACAAGAGACUGGGGAAACAGCAGAGGAUGAUGCAGGCGUCCAUGGACAGAUAUGUGGACAAGGAGAAUGUGCAACCU
Molecule: messenger RNA, 2273 nt
Organism: Branchiostoma floridae (Florida lancelet)
Lineage: Eukaryota; Metazoa; Chordata; Leptocardii; Amphioxiformes; Branchiostomatidae
Product: ATP-dependent DNA helicase PIF1-like
Exons: 11
Coding region: 16-1941 (641 amino acids)
Biological process (GO): DNA repair; telomere maintenance
Molecular function (GO): DNA helicase activity
Source: RefSeq, a predicted model, not a curated record